AUGCACUUCUCCAAGCUCAUCUCCCUCCUUGCCCUCCUCACCACAGCCAUAGCCUUGCCAAUCGCAAACCCAGCCCCUGAAGCAAACCCAGCCCCUGAAGCAAACCCAGCCCCAGCGGCUGACGCAUCACCAUAUGCAUACGCCGAACCCCAAUCCAACCCUCCACCAACCGCCCCCUCCGCAAACGUUCGCCAAUACGUCGUGAACGCUCAAGCGACCAUCGUCUCCCUAAUCAACAACUUUGUCCAGAAAUCCUCCCCGGGAGCCAACUUCGACUCCGUUCAGAAUCAACUCGCCCGAAUCGCUCAGUUGACUUCAAUAUCCUGCACCCCCUUCACGCCCCAACCAGCCACAACCCCCCAACAAGCCAUCUCCGCCCUAACACAAACCCAAAACUCCCUCAACCAAUUCAACCUCGAUCUCGUCGUGCCUGGGAGUUAUCCCAGGGGAAGCUUUUGUUCCGCGUUUGGGUAUUUUCGGAGUGUGGCGGGGUUGGCGGGGAGGAGCUAG
Messenger RNA from Zasmidium cellare ATCC 36951, 510 nucleotides. RefSeq lists its product as uncharacterized. NCBI's taxonomy places the organism in Eukaryota, Fungi, Ascomycota, Dothideomycetes, Mycosphaerellales, Mycosphaerellaceae. The coding region runs from base 1 to 510 and encodes 169 amino acids. The record is from RefSeq and is a predicted model, not a curated record. The transcript has 3 exons.